AUGUCUUUAGUCCCAUAUUCAUCUCGAGACAGUCGAGAGAUUGUACUUCGCCAUGAUGAUGCGAUCGUUAUAAGAGAUCCUAAUACUCAACAAUUAGUUCUGCGAAGUGCCCCUCCUGGUCUCGCCUUGAAUGAUUGUCCGACAUGCCAUCGACCAUUGCGCGCACCCUCUCCCGAACGACAGCAGCCUACUCCUUCCGCUCGUGCAAAUGCUUUCAUAGCUCCAGAAUACUUUCGCAUGCUUCAUGCUGCAAAUAGUGGUCCGAAUGAACAGCCACCCUCCAGUCCGAUUCGUAGACUCGUACAACCUGCCUCUCCAUCUGCGAACUAUGUAGAUGAUACAGAAGACCACGUAGAAUUUGUGGCAAGUACUCCGGCAGUAGAAACAGGACAUACCAUAAAGAAGGAAGCUUUCAGCCCAAACUACUUCAAGAGAUUCUUCAUUGAGGAAAAGGAAUUAGGCCGUGGAGGAAAGGGAGUAGUUCUUUUAGUCCGCCAUGAGCUCGAUGGGGUGUCUCUAGGUCAAUUUGCGUGCAAGAGAGUGCCAGUUGGAGAUGACCAUGCAUGGUUAGAGAAAGUUCUCAUUGAGGUUCAACUCUUACAGGGGCUUUCUCACCCAAACCUCGUAUCCUAUCGACAUGUCUGGCUGGAAGACGUUCAAUUGAAUCGGUUCAGUCCCUCAGUACCAUGCGCCUACAUUCUUCAGCAGUAUUGCAACUCCGGAGAUCUACUACGUUAUAUUGCUGGACCUACACCGAACAUGCAGACAACAAAUGAACAAUUGAAGGAGCAAAUGCGAAGAAGAUCAAGAGGGGGUGCAGAACGACCCGAUCUGAGAUCAUCGCAGCGGAAAUUACAGUUUGAGGAAAUUUAUUCGUUCUUCAAGGAUAUUACUUCGGGCCUUGCACAUCUACACGCUUCGAAUUACAUUCAUCGAGACUUGAAGCCAAGCAACUGCUUGCUACAUCAAGAUGGAAGUGAUAUGAGAUGCCUCAUAAGCGACUUUGGAGAAGUACAAGCGGAAAAUGUUGUGAGGAAAUCGACAGGAUCCACAGGCACAAUAUCAUAUUGUGCUCCUGAAGUUUUGAAGCAAGAUCAGUUUGGUCGAUAUGGAAAUUUCACUACGAAAUCUGACAUUUUCAGCUUGGGAAUGAUACUGUAUUUCAUGUGUUUCCGACGACUCCCUUACAAGAGUGCAGACAGCUUCGAGGAAGACUUUGAAGACAUGGAUCUACUUAGGGCUGAAAUUAGUACAUGGUCUGGAUUUCAAGACGAACGACGAGAGCGACCAGAAUUACCAAAUCAGCUUUACAACUUUCUCAAGAGAUUACUUGCUGUCAACCCUAAUGAUCGACCUAGUGCAAAUGAGAUCUUAGAAGCAAUCAGAACAGAAAGAGGUUUACAAAAUCCAGCCCGUGUGCGGCAUGGUAGUUCAUCGGGAAUCCGUGGAAGAAUUCAAGCAAUUGACUCACCCAUGCCACCCGCAACACCAGUUAACGAACGAGAACCGAAGCGAGUGCGCUCAAGAGCAUAUAUUGAAGAUGCUUCAUCCGAGACCUCAUCUCGUUCAUCCUCGCCCACACCAACCUCCCAGCUCGCAUUGGAAAUCAGUCGAAGUCGCACUGCUGUUCCUGUUACAAAACCUCACAUUACCACUCCAUUGUUAAUGCCACCACCCACCACGCUUAUAUCCUCUUUCAAGAAUCGCAUAUCUCUUUACCGUCACUAUUGCGAAACGUGGGCUCAUCACAAUAAGCAAUCUCUUACUUUAUUGGCUAGAGUAUCAAUUUUUCUUUUCAAAGUCUUCAUGAUAACAAAACCAUGUCUUUCUUCUCUCGCCAGACGAUGGAUCUGGUAUCCUCUCGUCGUAAUAGCCGCCGUUGAACUGGGGCUCGGCACAAAAUUAAGUUGGGGCAUAUCUGGCGGUCUUUUAGCAUUUCAUUUCAUGGUGGUAGAAUUGUUUGAUUGGUUUGGACCUGGAAUGUGUAAUGGAAGACUUGGAGUGCAUGAACAUUGGCAUCAGACUGGUUUCUGA
Molecule: messenger RNA, 2034 nt
Organism: Botrytis fragariae
Lineage: Eukaryota; Fungi; Ascomycota; Leotiomycetes; Helotiales; Sclerotiniaceae
Product: putative calcium-dependent protein kinase protein
Exons: 4
Coding region: 1-2034 (677 amino acids)
Biological process (GO): protein phosphorylation
Molecular function (GO): ATP binding; protein kinase activity
Source: RefSeq, a predicted model, not a curated record